CGGAUGUCAUCACCCUGCCUAUACCAGAACCCCAGUUCUGCGCACCAUACAACGGUACGACAUGCAGUGCCUACCUCCAGGGACGCAUUGUAAUGCACCACACCGCAGAGUCCAUACAACAGAGGGACACGGCGCUAAACACCCAGCUAGAAGAGCUGGUAGGUCGGGGUUUGUUCUCAGACGCCAUGGGUGGUGACUUGUGCGAAGACCCAGCACGGCGGAUGUUGUGUCACAUGGCUUUCCCAGACUGCCAUAACCAGACGAUCCAGGCAUUACAAGUUUGCAGAGAGAGCUGCCAGGCUGUCAAGUCUGUGUUUUGUUUCCGUCAUCUUGCGGAACUGGAGGACAUGAAAUCCACAGGCAAGCUGUCAAGCAACAUCGGCCUGCUGAGUCUAGCUGAUUGUCUAACAUUGCCCAGUAAAUGGAACUCCUCUGAGUUGUGUGUUGAGUCUGAUCAUCAUGGAUAUUCUCCCAGUUUAGUCCGAGAUGACUGUUAUGUGGAGAAAGGCCGCUGGUAUAACGGAACUGUCAGUGUCACCAAAUCUGGCCUAACUUGCCAGGCGUGGCUGGAAGUAUCUCCUCAAAAACACGACCGUUCACCUUUAAUAUUCCCAGAGCUGGUAGGGGCAGAGAAUUUUUGUCGCAACCCUGGUGGGGAAGAAAGUCAGCCGUGGUGCUACACAACUGACAUACAAUAUAGAUGGGAGAUCUGCGACAUUGAUCCAUGUG
Candidula unifasciata is the source of this 729-nucleotide messenger RNA. The record is from the annotation of a GenBank genome assembly. Lineage: Eukaryota; Metazoa; Mollusca; Gastropoda; Stylommatophora; Geomitridae.